Cornus florida is the source of this 1657-nucleotide messenger RNA. Its product is annotated as protein BYPASS1-LIKE-like. NCBI's taxonomy places the organism in Eukaryota, Viridiplantae, Streptophyta, Magnoliopsida, Cornales, Cornaceae. The record is from RefSeq and is a predicted model, not a curated record. The transcript is spliced from 2 exons. Bases 220 to 1395 code for a protein of 391 amino acids.
AUCUUCUUUUGUAAGCCUUGAAUAUUUGUCAGACCAAAGGCGUUUGGGCUCAUGCCUUCCAGUAGGGUUCCAUACAUAUAUAUACACAUAUGCUCAUGCAUAUAUGGUUCCUUUCGUCUUUGGAGCUCCUAUUUUUAUUUAAUGUUAUAAAGGUGGGUUCAAGAUGAUUUCCUGAAUCGAGUCAUCUUGAGGAUUCUGAGGAAGUUUUGUCAAGCAAUAAUGCCCUCUACCGAUAAUCAAAGUCUUUCUCUGCCUUUUGCAUCAUUCCGCCGGUCAAUUUUUAGUGUUAGGAGUGAUCAGGUUCAUUCCAUGGAAACUAAUUCUGAUUCUGGUGUCCCGGAAACCGAACUUGAAUCAUUCCAAAAGCAAGUGUCUGACAGAUUUCAUGCUCUAUCAGCUGUUUCUGCUGAAGAAUUUCUCUCCAUUACAUGGAUACAGAAGCUAUUGGAUGCGUUUCUUAGCUGUCAGGAGGAGUUUAGGGUUAUCUUAUGCAACAACAAGGCACGGCUUUCAAAACCACCCUUAGACAGGGUCGUCUCUGAAUACUUUGAGAGGAGCAUUAAGGCACUUGAUAUUUGUAAUGCAACUCGUGAUGGGAUCGAGAAGAUUCGGCUGUGGCAGAAGCACUUGGAGAUCAUCCUCUGUGCGUUGGAUUCUCAACAGAGGAUGAUAGGUGAAGGCCAAUUUCGUCGAGCAAGAAAAGCUUUGAUGGAUUUGGCACUCAUGAUGUUGGAUGAGAAGGAAUCCGGAUCUGUUUUUUCACACCGUAAUCGGUCUUUUGGACGUCAGAAUACAGGCAAGGAUCCUCAUCGUAAACCAGGUCACUCAAGGUCCCUCUCGUGGAGUGUAUCUCGUUCUUGGUCAGCAACGAAACAGCUCCAAUUAAUCUCUAACAACUUGUUCCCACCACGUGGGAAUGAGAUCUUGGCUACAAAUGGGCUUGCAAUCCCUGUUUUCACGAUGAGUUAUGUGCUCAUGUUUGUAUUGUGGGCUCUUGUUGCUGCAAUUCCUUGCCAAGAUCGAGGUCUCCAAAUUCAUUUUUCAAUCCCACGACAGUUCUCAUGGGGUACUCCAUUGAUUCUGCUUCAUGAUCGAAUUGUUGAGGAAUCUAAGAAGCGGGACCGACGCAAUUCUAAUGGCUUGCUGAAAGAGAUUUAUCAGAUUGAGAAAUGUACCCGUCACAUGACGGACAUGGUAGAUUCAGCUCAGUUCCCAUUGAAGGAGGAACAGAAGGAAGAAGUGGGGCAGGGAGUGCAAGAACUAUCACAGGUUUUUGAUGUUUGUAAAAAAGGGUUGGAUCCUUUGGAGCGGCAAGUGAGGGAGGUUUUCCAAAAGAUUAUGAGUUGCCGAACUGAGGGUCUUGAAUUCUUGAGCAGGGUAAACAAACCUGAGUAAUAUGAAUCGUUAUAAAAGUGAGGUUCAAAUGUAAAAAUCUGCAAAUAUGUUGUUAUUUUACUUUUUGUUAGCCUAUUACGAGGAAGGUCUUUAGCCAGCGAUAAUAAAGGAUUCUUCUGCAGGUAACUUUCUCGAAAUAUAAUUAUACUUCUUUAGGAGCACAAUGUUUAUAUUGGUUUCCCUGUUUUAUGGUUCUAUCAUCUGGUUUGCUUUGAUUUUGUAUUGGUUCUUGAUAUAUAUUCACAUUUUCAUUUGGAAGCAA